Molecule: messenger RNA, 4078 nt
Organism: Gamsiella multidivaricata
Lineage: Eukaryota; Fungi; Mortierellomycota; Mortierellomycetes; Mortierellales; Mortierellaceae
Exons: 7
Coding region: 292-3963 (1223 amino acids)
Biological process (GO): transcription elongation by RNA polymerase II; regulation of transcription by RNA polymerase II; regulation of DNA-templated transcription elongation
Cellular component (GO): DSIF complex
Molecular function (GO): mRNA binding; protein binding
Source: RefSeq, a predicted model, not a curated record
UCUCUCUUCUUUUUCUUCACACCCUCUUUUUUGCUCCCCCGUUCCUUGUCCCUCUUCCUCUCCUCUCCUCCUCCUCUUCUUACACUCUUCCCUACCGCACUUACACCUGCAUCUCCACCAGCUACAAGCACGCCGUCCACUGCGACCGAUUUCCCCGCCAUCUGAUCUGUGAAUCACUCUGAAGGGAAACAAAAGAGCGAGAGCUCUCGAGGAACACAUACGCACCGCGCUCUUCACGAAACAAUAACGACCGUGCUCCCCGCAAGACCCCGUCACUAAAAUCGAAUAAUCAUGUCCCGCCACGACAGCGACCGCGACGAGGACGAGGAGUUUGAGAGCCUGGGCAAGUCCCACGAUAAUCACGACGAUGAUGACUCUGAUCUGGAGGAUUCGCCCAGAAGAGGCAGCAGCAAGCACUCGUCCUCCAAGCACCGUAGCAGCAAGAGGCGCGACGAUGACGACGAUGAAGACGAAGAUGACGAGGACGAAGACGAGGAGGACGAGGAGGACGAAGACGAGGCCGAUAACGUAUCCAGACGACACAAGAAGCAAAAGCGUGCAGUGAAUCCUUUCCUCGAUGUGGAGGCCGAGGUCGAUGAUGAAGACGAGGAUGAAGAGGAGGACGAGGAUGAAUACGGUGUCGGGGAUGGAUUCAUCGCGGACGAACAGGACGAGGCAGCCGAGGCAACUAGGGCAUCAAAACACCUGGAUCUGGACCGUAGACGGCGCGAGGAGGACGAUGUCGAUCUAGAAGAACAGGCUGCCCGAUUCAAGGAGCGUUAUCGACGGGACUACGCACCUCGGAGGGCCUUUCAGGGACAGCAGGAGGACAUCCCUCAACAGUUGCUUAUGCCCGAUGUACAGUCACCACAUCUCUGGAUGGUCCGCUGCAAACCCGGCAAAGAGAAGGACCUGGUCUUUUCACUGAUGCGGAAGUUCUUCGACACUGAAUAUUCUGCUCAACCACUCGAGAUUUCAGCCGCAUUCUCACGCGAAUCGCUCAAGGGAUAUGUCUACAUUGAGUGCUUGCGUCAAGCGAAUGUCCAAGCUGCACUGAAUGGUCUCAAUAAUGUCUUUGCAUCCAAAUUAACGUUGGUUCCCAUCAAGGAAAUGACGGAUGUGCUUAAAGUCAGACACAAAGAAUCUGAACUUCGACCAGGAACAUGGGUUCGUGUCAAGCGUGGAAAAUAUGCCAUGGAUCUUGCGCAGAUUUUGGAUAUUGCAGACUCUGGAGACACUGCCAAAGUAAAACUGAUUCCACGCCUGGACAUGACUCCUCGCUCAGAUGCAUCAUAUGUCUCUGGAAACAAACGCAAGCCCGUCAACAGUGUAUUAGCAGGAAGACCCCCACCAAAGCUGUUCAACGCCCGUGAAGCAGAAAAGGUUGACAAACUGAACAAGCCGACUUCUCGCGGCAGAGGUGUCUUUAUGUGGAACAAUGAGGUUUUUCGCGACGGUUAUUUGGAGAAGGACAUGAAGAUUUCCAGUUUGAUCACGGAAAACAUCAACCCUACAUUGGAUGAGAUUCAAAAGUUUGCCAAGGGCGGUCUCGAUGACGAGGACGGCGGUCUCGACUUAUCGGCGGUUGCUCUAUCUGCCAUGGGCGCAUCAGUCACCAGCCAUUUCCAGCCAGGAGAGAAGGUCGAGGUCAUGGAAGGAGAAUUAAAGCACGUCCAUGGUGUGGUCGACUCUGUGGGCAGCGAUAUGAUUAUGGUUCGCCCUCUGGCUGAUGACCUUAAGGGCAACAUCCUGAAGUUUCCGCCCACUCAACUGCGGAAGCUCUUCAAGGAGGGUGACCACGUCAAGGUCGUCAAUGGAAAAUUCAAGGAUGAGACUGGUCUGAUUAUUAAGAUCGAGGACAGCGUCGUCACCAUUGUUACCGAUCUGAACGUCAAGGAUAUCCAAGUCUUCUCCAAAGAUUUGCAAAUGGCCGCCAAUGUGUCGAGUGGAACAGGAACCAUCGGACAAUAUGAAACCCACGAUUUCGUCCAACUUGAUGCCUCAACUGUGGGUGUUAUUUAUAAGGUCGAACGUGGAUUUGCCCGUGUACUUGAUCAGAGUGGGCUUACAAGAGAAGUUGAGCCCCACCUUAUCACGCAAAAGCGCGACUCCUCACGCGCUAUUGCCACAGAUGGCGAAGGAAACAGCAUCCAGGAUGGAGACUCUGUUCGGGAAAUUGGAGGAGCUAUGCGUGAGGGCAAGAUUUUGCACUUGUUCAGGACGUUCGCGUUCUUGUACAAUAGGGAAUUUAUGGAGAACAACGGAGUAUUUGUCCAAUCAACGCGCCUUCUGGUCAGCAUGGCCUCCAAGAGCCGAUCCCAGCCUGGGAUGCGUCUUGAUACCAUGAACCCUGCCGUCAUGAACAUGAAUCGCGGUGGUUUCAAUGGACGUGGCGGACGGGGUGGCAUGAUGAUGGGCCGUGGCCGAGGUGGUCGCGACCCCUUGAUCGACAAGACCGUGACAAUCAUCCGUGGGCCGCACAAGGGUUACCUGGGUAUUGUCAAGGAUGCCACAGACACGACGGCUCGUGUGGAGCUCCAUACCAACUGCCGUAUCAUCACUGUUGAGAAAGCCAAGCUGGCUAUUACAAAUGCCAACGGAACAACAACUCCUGUGUCGAGCAUGACGGACAUGAACCCUCCCUCUACUCCUCGCGCUGGCAACUAUGGCGGCUACGGUGGCUAUGGUGGCAUGACACCCAUGAGAUCAGGAGAUAUGACACCUAUGCACCCAUCCGGAUCGCGCACGCCAGCCUGGAACUCUGGCUCAAAGACACCUGCAUGGAAUGCUGGGUCCAAAACACCUGCCUGGAGCGCCAGUUCCAGGACCCCUAAUCCAUACGCCGACGGAUCUCGAACGCCUGCCUGGGAUGCUGGUUCAAAGACGCCUCAUUAUGGUGGAUCCUCUGCCUGGGAUAGCGGCAGUCGUACACCAGCUCAUGCCUGGGACUCUGGCAGCAGGACGCCUGCACGUGGAUCUGCAUGGGGCGAUUCCGAUUCGGGCUCAAAUAAUCACCACAACGGCAAUUUGAGCGGCUCUGGAAGCGGAUACAGUGCAUGGAACGACAAGAGUGACUCUGGUUCUGGAUCCGGCGGGUUCCCUCAAACGCCCGCUGCAAGUGGCGAUUGGAUGAAUCGAAGUGUGCCUACCCCUGGACCUUUUGGAGCCCCGUCACCAGCACCGUUCGCAAACUACCCAUACACGCCUGGUCCUUCAUCCAACUAUGAUUCUGCACCAACGCCUAGCAGCAAUAAUUACCCUCAGACACCCGCUGCGUCUUCAUCACUAGGAUCUGGUGGUGGUUCUCAUGCCAACAGCAACGGAGGUUCACAUGCAGCCAAUGUGGCAACUCCUGGUUCCUCCAAUUCAAGACUGCAGUCAAUCCCUACUCCCGGCGCCAACCAGACGCCCCAGACCCCUGCAGGCGGCCCCUCUGCACCCAUGACCCCUGCGAGCCACUUCCCACAGACGCCCUUCAUGCCCACAGGAGGCGAUUACUCUGGCAUGGACUCACAUGGCCACGCAGGUCAAGCCUCUGGCUACGGAUCUGGUGCGGGCGGCAAUGCUGCGACUGGCCCCUCAUACGACUGGGCGACGACGGACAUCGAGGUCAAGGUGACAGCUGGCAAGGACGGAUCCUCGUUCGAGGGCGGCAAGUACAACGAGCUGUCGGGUCGCACUAUGAAGGUGCCGCCAAGGAACGCGCUCUCGUCGAUGGCGAUGUGUGAUGUUCGCCUGUUGAGUGGAUCGGAUGAAGGCAAGACGAUCCAGAUCCCAGUGCAAUAUCUCAAGCCUGUUGCACCAUUGAAGAACGAUGGGGUCAAGGUACUGUCGGGCGAGCAUCGCGGCGCCUGUGGUAUGUUGAUGGGAGUCGAUGUACAGGAUGGUAUUGUCAGUUUGAAGGGUGAGAACAUGUACAAGGUUUUGACCAUGUCCGUCUUGGGCAAAUACCUUGGCGAGUAAAGGGACUUUUUCUUCGUGCUUCGUGCUGGCAUUUUGUAUUAUCUAGUUGACGGUGGAACAAUGGGGCAUGGGACAUGGUGUCAAAAAAGCAAAAUAAACAUUAUAAUAACGCAUG